AUGAAACAAGAUGACGAUUCAAUAUCCAGUAUCUCAAAUCUUAUAUUAGUCUCUCCAAAACCAGGCUCAAAUAUCGGAAGGGAAUUCAGUACAUUAGAAUUCAACAGCACCAAGGAAAAUUACACAGUUAAGUGGGAUAAAAGCAAAUUUAGUGGGAAGUAUUUAUUUCAUCCUGAAAGCUAUUGAAAACUGAUCUGAGAUAUUUCACUGCUGCUCUUCCUUCUAUUCCAAGGACUCUAUAUCCCUUUUUAUCUCGGCUUUGGAAUUCCUCUUUCCGGCGCAAUGCUUUAUCUGGAUUUUGUGAUCACAUUGGCUUUUUGUAUAGAUAUUCUCUUCAAUUUCAACACUGGGUUUUUCAGGAAGGGUGCCUUGGUGAUGGACCGAACUCUCAUAGCGAAAAAUUAUUUUUUCUCAUGGUUCUUCUUCUUACUCCUUCAUUUAAUACAUUUACUGAAAAGCUAAAGGAUUCUAUAUAGUUUUAAAAAAAUUUUAUAUAAAUUAUUUUUAUUAUUGCCUUUAUAAAAAAAUGUUUGGGAUUUAUAUGAAUUUUAAGUUUAAAAAAAAAAUUCUAAUAAAGUGCCGAAAGAUUUUUUAACCUAAAAUUAUAGUAAUAGAUUUAAAAACUAAGAAAAAACUCCAAACAAUAAAAAUGAGAUAAUGAAAUAAUAUAUAAGAUAAACUUUGUUUAUUAUUAAAAGAUCCCUAAAAAAACAAUAAGUUUCCGUCUUGUUUAAUGGGGAUAAGUUAGACAUGCUUUCAAACUUCCCUUACAAUUGAGUCAUCAACGGAGGGGUUUUUAAUGACUCAUCAGGUAGCAUGUCAGGCACCCAGAUGGCGCGUAUGGUGAGGAUGAUAAAAUUUGUUAAGAUGCUAAGGUUAGUCAGAUUCGCUAAGUUGAAGAUGCUUUUUGUAAAAAUAGAAGAAAUUAUCGCUGAUGAGCUCUUAUCUGGCUUGAUUGUGUUAUUUAAAACAAUCUUCAUUAUAUUCUUAUUAGCUCAUUGAAAUGCUUGCUUAUGAUUUUUUAUUGGAUCCCAGGACCGUAGUAACCACCCAGAUUCGUGAGUGUCUCAAUUUGAAAAAAAUUAUGCGACUCACUUAACAACGAUGGAUUAUUAUGUUACUUCUCUUUAUUGGUCAUAUACCACCAUGCUUACUGUGGGAUAUGGAGACAUUCACGCAGUCACUCUUGAUGAAAAAAUAGUAGCAAUGAUGAGUAUGGUGCUAGCUAGUGGUUUUUUUGGGUUUAUGAUUGGGAAUAUUGGGAGUAUUGUGGAAAGAUCAAGCUUGAGAGAAAGCAAUCAUCGAGAGGUGAUAAUUAGCAUCACAAAAUAUAUGAGACUGCAUAACAUACCCAAAGAGCUUCAGUUCAAAGUGAGAAACUACCUUGAGCAUGCAUAUGAAGAGGAAAUAAGGAAAGGGAUUGAAGAUGACGAAAUUUUGACAAUGCUAAAUCCCAUCCUUAAUGGAAUCAAAAUGAAAAAUUUUAUAAGUUAAAAUAUUAAUUUUAUAAAAUUAGUUUUGGCCUAAUUUAAUGAAAAAAAUGCAAAUAGAAAUAUUAUUUAAACAGUUUUCACACUGAAUCGACUAAUUUUUGAAUUAAUUCUUUAUGAAAAUAAAAUUAAAAUUCACAAUGUUUUAUUUUUUAAAUUUUAUAAAAACAUUUUUAUAGAAUAGAAUUUUUUGUUCUAAUUUAUGGGGCGAGUAAGUGUGCCCUUAAGAGAUGAAAUUGCUAGAUAUAAGUACUUGCCAAUCAUUCAAACUUGUUCAAUAUUCAGCAAGUUCUUUAACUUGCAGACUAUAACCUAUUUUGCAAAAUGGCUGGUCAGACAUGAAACCCAGCUCCUCGCUUUCUUAAAAAGCAAACUACUAUUCUUGACAAUUAAAAAAUAGAGCGAUAUUGUAUCAUAUCGCUGAUAUGCUUUCUAUUGCUAUUUAUAGCAUCAUUAAAAGCAUGCUUUAUAAUUUAUUUCUAAUCCAAGUGUGUAUAAAAAUUUUAUAUGAUAAAAUUGCUAUGCUAAUAUAUAAGCGAGUUAAUAUGGAACUUAGAAUUUUUAUCUCAUAUUAAGCAUUUAUUAAGCUGAAUCUGGAUUAAAAUAGAUAGACCUAAAAUAAAUCAAAUCAAGCACAAUUAUGUAUCGUAAACGCAUAAUCUAACGUUAGUUGAGCUAAAUUAAUGUGUUUUGACCUAUUUAAUCUGUUUAAAUAGAGAAUUUGGCAAAUAAGCCUGAUAUAUCCUAUUUAAAUUUAACACAAAAAUAUAAUCCAAACUUGCUCAUCAAAUUAACUUUUUAGCUGAAUGUUAUUCUAAGGUGAGGGAUAGAGUAUUUAAUAUAUUAGCAAGCAUGCUAUAAUUUGCAAUAAAAUGCAUUCGGAAGAAUAUGCUGUAUUAUCACUUAUAUUUUUUACUAUGGGAGACAAGGAAGCUUGCUUUGAAGUUGGGCUGAUUUCAUGCUUGACCAAAUGGCUACAAGAAGAGACCUUUGCUCCUGAUGACGACGUUAUUAAGGCAGGUGAAAAGGAUAGGAUUCUUUACUUUGUAAACUCUGGGUCAGUCAGUGUAUACUAUGGAUCUCCUUCAUCAAGUGCAGCAAUUCUUUCCAAAGGAAAAUAUUUUGGGGAAAUUGCAUUUUUUGCAAAUCACCCUCGUACUGCAAGCGUAAAAAGUGUAGAGUUUUCAGAUAUCCUAUCCCUCUUUCCUCCAAUUGUCUAUAUUUUCCAAAAUCACUUUAUAUUCCUCUUUUCAUUACAGUCAGUAUAUCUGUGGAUUUCAACCAAGUGUGAGACGGAAUAGAGCAGCAGCCAAGGCUUCAGGAAAUUUUUACGCUUAUUGAGACAAUCUGCGAGGAUGGUGACUACACAGAGAUCAACGUUGCCUGCUAUCUAUGUAAAAAGAAUGGGCAUGUAGCUAUCAACUGCACGACGAUGGCUGUGCAUACUGAAGAAUCUCGAAAAGCAUGAAUGGCAAAGAAACAAGCAGGGACCUACAAAAUCAACUUAAGCGAGUAUUCAGUGCCAAAAGUCAAAAGGAAGGAGAGAAAAGUGAAGCACGUCAUGAGCACUUACAACAUCAUAGGAGUCUCAAGACCACCAGAAAAAAUGUAUAAAAACCACAAAGAACUACAAGAAAAAAUCUCCAAUUUCGUUGUCAAAAGAAGGACCAACAAGAGCAACUCCACAAAGCUAAGCGAGGUCAGCCAGCUUGAAGAUGUGCCUUUUCCUCUAAGGCACCAAAUAAGCAAGAUCUAUAAGGACUCAAGCAGUGGAACUGAAAAUCAAGAGUAA
This is a messenger RNA of Blepharisma stoltei, 3282 nucleotides long. Lineage: Eukaryota; Ciliophora; Heterotrichea; Heterotrichida; Blepharismidae. The record is from the annotation of a GenBank genome assembly.